Molecule: messenger RNA, 570 nt
Organism: Cooperia oncophora
Lineage: Eukaryota; Metazoa; Nematoda; Chromadorea; Rhabditida; Trichostrongylidae
Source: the annotation of a GenBank genome assembly
AUGAAGCCACGACCAACUGCAGCACCUCCUUCAGCAAGAAUACCAAUAGAUUGGCGCAGGGAUGAGCUCAGGAAGCCCAGACACACCCCCAAACCCAGUGAUCUGUGGAGCAUUCCAUUCAGCUACACAUUCGGAACAUUGAAAAGUACUGAAGGACAGGUGGUGAGAGAAUUCUGGUUGAAAAACAGAAGCGUUUCGUUCGUAGAUGUCGAGUUGUCGUCCAGCCAGCCGCUUUUAGCCAACUCGCGGUGGAAAUAUCCCUAUCGGGUCAACUACGAUAUUACGAACUGGAAGAUGAUCGCUAGAUUGCUUCAUCAGAAUCACAGGGAAAUUCCGGAUAGAUCUCGCGUACAGAUCCUGGUUGAUGCCGAAACGUUUCUCGCUCAUUCUGAUACGCCACAGUUAUUCGUCUAUAUGCUUGGAUAUCUGGUUGAAGAGCAAGAUCUGGGAGUGUCCCUGAUAGGCAUGAAUGCUAUCUAUCGCCUUUUCGACUCAUUCCGCGGCAUCGAUCUUCCGGAACUUCAGUUGUAUUUGGCUCCAGUGAUUCGCACAGCUCGACAAACUUCUUGA